AUGCCCACCAUCCCCGACGUUCUCAAAAGCAACGAGGCCUAUCUCAAAUCAUGUAUUCUUUAUGAGAUGCUUGCCAGUAAGUCUGCUUCAGAUUGCUAUCAAAACUUUUGCAAGAAGCUUGGAGCCGACGCGAUGAGUUACUAUGAUUUCGACUAUUGGUACUAUCGAUUCUACGGUGGGGAGAUGGAUUUGAAUUAUGAUAGGAGCAGUGACCCGACACCGAUUUCUUUUUCUGAUAUGCCAGUGGUUGUGUUGAAGCAUAUAGUGAAGGACUUGGAUCCAGUUGAACGAACCCCUCUGAGACGCAUUUCUACAGUAAUGAAUGCUGUAGUGGAUGAUGUAAAAUCAGUUUAUGAGACUUUUGAUUUGAAACUUUCUGAGAGCCAGAUGAUCAUGAAGGUGAAUAAAAAUACUGGGAUGACAUAUCAGAAUACGGAGAACGGAUGUACUGUACAAAAAUCAAAUGAAUCUGGUAUUAGAAUUGAAAAAAGCUUUCUAGAAAAAGGCUUUUCUGAUAUGACUCAAGCAUUGACUAUUCCGAAACUUAAGAUUGACUCCUUUACCAUCACAUUCUCAAAUCCUGAAACCGAUCACUCUCUGAUCUACAGCCUCCCCAUCGGAUUGCAUGUGAAAUCCCUGAAAAUUCAUGGAAACUCCGUUGAAGUGGUGCAUCUUUUGUGUCAUUUUAAGCCAGGAGCCUUGGAAACUAUUUGUAUUAAUACACAAGGAAUGGGAGACACUGGGAUGUAUGUGAUGCAGCUGGAACAGUGGAAACAGGCAAAACAAGUUGAUAUAAGUUAUGGAAAGCCGUUUCACGCGGAUCAUCUCCCAUUGUUUUAUCAUUUUGAACGAUUCGAAAUUAAUGUGUAUGGCGUGUGCCCGAUUCCAAUUGUUUAUCUGCUUAAUGCUCUCUCCCUAAACCCAAAUUUCAAAAUGUGUCAUCUGAAAUCAGGAAUAGAGCAGAAUAACAUAAUCGCUAUCAUGUUGAAACUUGGUGUGGAGAUUGAGGAUGAGGACAUAGACAGCAUUACUCAUCGUCAGCCCAUUCCAAACUCCAACGCGUUUUUAAAGACGGAAAUUCGACUUGAUGGUAUCAUUAUCCAUCGAAAAACUUGUUGUUCUAAGUGUUAUAAGGUUUUAGUGGAUGGAAUGACGACUUCUUGA
Caenorhabditis remanei is the source of this 1164-nucleotide messenger RNA. RefSeq lists its product as uncharacterized. Lineage: Eukaryota; Metazoa; Nematoda; Chromadorea; Rhabditida; Rhabditidae. The record is from RefSeq and is a predicted model, not a curated record. The coding region runs from base 1 to 1164 and encodes 387 amino acids. Gene Ontology annotation, molecular function: protein binding. The transcript is spliced from 3 exons. Gene Ontology annotation, biological process: innate immune response.